This is a messenger RNA of Osmia bicornis bicornis, 2125 nucleotides long. RefSeq names its product probable cysteine--tRNA ligase, mitochondrial (gene CysRS-m). The transcript has 8 exons. Gene Ontology annotation, cellular component: cytoplasm. Bases 461 to 2020 code for a protein of 519 amino acids. Gene Ontology annotation, biological process: cysteinyl-tRNA aminoacylation. Gene Ontology annotation, molecular function: cysteine-tRNA ligase activity; ATP binding. The record is from RefSeq and is a predicted model, not a curated record. Lineage: Eukaryota; Metazoa; Arthropoda; Insecta; Hymenoptera; Megachilidae.
AUUGCACACUUAAUUUAUGUUUCCCUCCCACUUUAUUUUCUAGCCCACGUGGAAACAAACCCACGCAUUUAAUCGCAUUUCACCGAUUCAUUUUAUCAUUAUUGUACCAACGAUACAACUUUCUCAUAAUUAAUUUUGACGGAUAAUCACUGUUGCUUUCGGAACAUUGAAACUGAAUUUUUUUUAAAGAUGCCGCUCUUAAUCUGUUAUAUCAAUUCAUGAUAACUGUGAUUAAUAUUCUAUCAUGUAUUUAUUUAAAUUUUUUAAACUAGAUGGCGGCAAUCAUUACUUUCUAUGCGCAAGUCAUAUAGGUUAUAAAAUUCAAGGUAAAGAAGGUUACGUCGGAUUAGGUUAACUAUCGAAGUAAACAGUACUUGACAGUACUUAUACAUAUACUUGCAUGUAAUAAAAACAGAAGUUAUUUUUUUAAUUUUACAUUCAAGUAAUCAAAAGCAUUCAAAUGAAUAUGUCUAUGAAAAAUCUCUUUAACUACAAGUUACGGGAAUUAUGUUAUCGUUUCGUACAUGCUGAAACAAAACAGAAGAAAAUACUGCAGUGGUUAAAACCCAUUGGAUACGAAACAAAUAUUACAAUAUAUAAUACCCUGACAAAAUGUAAAGUACCAUUAAUUUUGAAGAAUAAAAAUGUUCUUAAUUGGUAUGUCUGUGGUCCAACUGUGUAUGAUUCUGCACAUAUUGGGCAUGCAAUGACUUACAUGAAUUUGGAUAUUAUUAGAAGAAUAUUAUCAGACCAUUUCAAUAUAAAUACUAUAAUGGUCAUGUGUAUAACUGAUAUAGAUGAUAAAAUAAUAGCAAGUUCAAAGAAGAAGCAACAAAAUUAUCAGACGCUUGCUAAACAUUAUGAAAAUGAAUUUAUAGAAGAUAUGAAAAUGUUAAAUGUUAUCAAGCCUCACUUGUAUUGUAGAGUCACCGAUUAUAUACCUGAAAUUAUUGAAUUUGUUAAUGGGAUCAUAAAUAAAGGCUAUGGUUAUCUUACAAAAGAUGGUUCUGUGUAUUUUGAUACAACUAAAUAUGACCUUUAUGGAAAAUUGGGAACCCCAUAUCCUGAGAGUAAUCAUCCUGAAAAGAAGUCAGCAACAGACUUUUGUUUAUGGAAAGCAGUUAAACAAGGUGAACCAUUUUGGAAAUCACCAUGGGGUAAGGGAAGACCAGGAUGGCACAUAGAAUGUAGUACAAUUGCAAGCACAGUUUUUGGAAAUUGUGUGGAUCUCCAUAGUGGCGGAAUAGACCUUGCAUUUCCACAUCAUGAAAAUGAAGAAGCCCAAUCAUGCUGUUACCAUGAAGUACAGCAAUGGGUGAACUAUUGGUUACAUUGUGGUCACUUAUUUUUAGAUGAUACAAAAAUGUCAAAGAGCUUGAAUAAUACAAUUAAUAUAAGAGAAUUUCUUGCAAAAUACACAGCGAAUCAUUUGAGAAUGCUUUGCUUACUUACUAAUUAUAGAAAUGAAGUUAAAUUUUCUGAUGUUAUACUGACAAAUGCAGUAACUACAUUACAUAAAAUCGAACAUUUUAUUACCGAUUGUGAGAAUUACAUUGCAGGAAGAUGGAAUAUGGGCAAUGUUGAUGAAGUUGCAUUGUUACAUUGUUUGGACGAAACAAAAAGUAGCAUUGAUAUUGCAUUAGCAGACGAUUUUAACACUGCAAAAACCAUGAAGUUACUUUUAAACUUAAUUGAUGUAGCAAAUAAAAUGUUACAUAAACCUAAUGACCUUAACAAGAGAAGUAUACCAGCAAUAGCUGCAGUGUCAAAUUAUAUAUCAACAAUGUUUUCAAGAUUUGGUAUUUUAAAUUCCUUGACAGCAGAAGAUGAUAGAAUGAACAAUAUCGUAGAGCACUUCGUAAAAUUCAGAAGCGCUGUUCGAAAUAGGGCUUUAGAACAAGAUGUAAAAGACAAAAUCAUACUAACGGCAUGCGACGAAGCACGAUUAAAUCUUUCCUCUUGCGGAGUAACAAUAAAGGACCAGAAAAAUGAAACUAUUUGGAGUAUUAAAAAAUACUGAACUCGGUUUUAACCAAAAAUUUGUAUUGUAAAUUAAUAGUUUUAAUAAAAAAUUAUAUUUACACUUUUUUUUAUGCUGAUUCUAAAGGACGGUUUUGCGUUAAUA